GAAAUCUUUGCUCAUCUCACGUCUCUUUGUGUCUCAUCCUCGUGGAUCUGUCUUCGCAAGGAGCACGUCACGCACACAUGCGCAUAGAGGCUGACGCAUCGUUUGAUACUCUUUUGCAGAGCUGAGGCAUGCCUGUGGCGGAUUAAUUACUUUUACCGCAUUCAACAGUGUUCGUUCAAAACAGAGAGCUACGAUUGCACUACUGGGUGGUUCCUUAAAUAAUGGGAGUGGAAUUCGGGAUGCAAGUGAAGCAUCACGACCUGAACGUGUCAUCGCGCCACUGCUGCGCCGACUUGGACACUUUUGCAGCGGUGCUGCGAGCUGGAGGAGCGAGACGGCGGCUGGGAGCACGUUGAAUUGGCGCAAGUUUUGCGCAAUCAUCAACGCACACUCGUCUUUUUAAUCCACGAACAAUACGUAUGGAUUGAUUUUUGCGGCGCUGUUUGUUGUUGUUUUUCGUUUUCUCGCUUGUCUGCGCUGCUGAGUGGAGUAAAUCACAUCUUUCCUCCCCAUCAUCUUUUCCUCCGCUCCUUUUUUUUUUUUUUUUUUUUUUUUGAUUCCCUCCGACGCACGAAGAGGAAUGAGCGAGUUGCGACGCAGCCAAGAGAUGUGAGGGGGGAAUGCGGGCGUUUUCCAGCCAAGCUUCGGCACCAGGGGAGAGGGGACAGCUCCCCGCGCCGCAGCGCGCCAGUGAGAGAAGAAGGCGUCCAUUUGUUCCCCUAUUUUUCCGCCAAGGUCAGUCGUUUGGGCUGUAAAAAGGACGCGGUUGGACAUGACUUCCUCUCGUUUCUAGUCCGCUAAGGCUGUGAAGACGUUUGUGUCAAAGUGUGAGCACACGAGCGGGUUAGAUGUUAUACAGAGACUGACUUAUCCAAGCGCCUCUGCUUUCUUUUGGACUGAUUUUGAUUCGAUCAACAGCUCCUAUGUCUUGAGACCGGGGAUGUCUUGUCCGCGUUGAAAAAUGCUGCUUUGGGUUGUCCUGCUGAACGCGGCUCUUUGUGUUGCCAGUGGGAAUGUGACAAGGGACGUGUGUAAAGAGCAGAUAUGCUCGUGCACAGAGGUCGAGGGAGAUGUGCAUAUCGGCUGCGAAAAACGGAGCUUCACCACGCUGCAGCACCUCACCGGGCCCAGCUCGCAUUUUUACCACUUGCUGCUGCACGGCAACUCACUGUCCAGGCUUUUCCCCAACGAGUUUGCCAACUUUUACAAUGCUGUCAGCUUACAUUUGGAGAACAACGGGCUGCACGACAUUGUCCCCGGUGCCUUUUUGGGGCUGCAGCUGGUCAAAAGACUGCACAUUAACAACAACAAGAUGCGCUCUUUCCGCAAGAGUACCUUUUUGGGGUUGGAUGACUUGGAAUAUCUCCAAGCUGAUUUUAAUCUGUUAAGGGACAUUGACCCGGCCGUGUUCAGGGACCUUAACAAACUUGAAGUGUUAAUACUUAAUGACAACCUCAUCAGUGCGCUGCCCAUAAACGUGUUCCAACAUGUGCCCAUUACUCAUCUCGACCUGCGAGGGAACAGAAUCAAAACAUUGCCGUACGAAGGGAUCCUUGAGCAGAUCCCGGGAAUUGUGGAGGUUCUGCUGGAAGACAACCCGUGGGACUGUAAUUGUGACCUGGUUUCCCUCAAAGAAUGGUUGGAGAAUAUACCGCCCAAUGCGCUCAUCGGGAGGGUGAUCUGCGAGGCUCCCACCAGACUGCAGGGGAGUGACUUGAACGAGACAUCUGAAGCGGAGCUAUGUCCUUCACAGAGAGGCGGCGCAGACACCAGCCUAGUGGCCCCUCCCACACAGGAUGAGACCUCAGGGCCUGUGGCGCACGGUGGCAGCCCACGUCCAACGCCUUACAAGCCCAGCGCAGAUGCCAGUGGGCCACCGACACCUGGCGGUCACGGAGCCAAGAGCCGCUCCAAAUCCCGUGAAAACUGGCAGCUUAAGACCAAGCCCACACCGGGGCCGACAGGUGUUAGCAGGGGCCAAGAGCAGAUUGACAAUGCCACCUGCCCACAGCCGUGCAACUGCAAGCUGGUCGGCUCCAGGCAGGGGCUCGGGGUCAACUGCGAGGGCAAAAAGAUUGAGAGCUUGUCCAACCUGAAACCGAGGCCGCUGGCCGCCCACGAAUUGAACAUGAGAGACAACAACAUCCACGCUGUAAAAAAGAACCAGCUUCUGAGCUACACGAGUCUCAACCUUCUUGAUCUCGGCGGGAACAAUAUCAAAGUGAUUGACAACAGCACUUUCCAGAACCAGACUGAGCUGAGGUGGCUUUACAUGGAUAAGAAUUAUCUGGAUACGCUCAUGGCAGAAAUGUUUGUGGGCCUCGUCAACCUGGAAUAUCUCAGUUUGGAAUACAAUGACAUCCAGCUGAUAGUGGCUGGUGCAUUCAGCCCCAUGCCGAACCUGAGGGUUCUGUUUCUCAAUAACAAUUUGCUGAAGUCUUUGCCCCCGGAUGCGUUCCUUGGAAUUUCUUUGUCCAAAAUAAGCCUGCAUAAUAAUUACUUCUCCCAUCUGCCUGUGGCGGGUGUGCUGGACCAGCUCAACUCCAUCAUUCAGAUCGAUUUGCACGGGAAUCCUUGGGAUUGCUCCUGCAACAUCGUGCCCUUCAAACAAUGGACCGAGAGACUCGGUGCUGACGUCAUUGUGAGCGAUCUCAAGUGCGAGUCGCCGGAAGAGUUCUGGAAACGCGACUUUCGCUACGUACGGAACGACCUCAUGUGUUCCAGACUGUACGAGCGGAUCCCCCCUCCCACCUCCCUGUCCAAAAACAGCACCUACACGCUAGACUCGGGCACACGCUCAAACUCUUACAUUGAGCCCAACCGAGUGUCCAUUUCAGUGCUCGUUCCCGGGUUGCUACUGGUGUUCGUCACGUCUGCGUUCACUGUCGUGGGCAUGCUCGUCUUCAUCCUGCGGAACCGCAAGCGCUCCAAGCGGCGGGACGGCAACUCGUCUGCCUCCGAGAUCAACUCCCUGCAGACGGUGUGCGACUCAUCAUAUUGGCACAGCGGACCCUACCACGCUGAUGCGGGUGCCCACCGGGGCUUUGACUGCACUACGCAUUUCUCCACCACAAACGAUGCGUAAAAAGAAGGCGGGCCGGACUGGAUUUAUAAAGGACGCACAGAUGGGUGCCCUCACACAACCCAAGCAACACAUUGGACGGACAGACAUUCUGUCUUCUUUCAGUUGCCGUUAACCAGUUAGUCUGCCGCACAGGGGCCCAGCGCUGUAUAUUCUGUACAUGACAAUCCCUCUCUCAACGCCCUGAAAUUACUCCCCCCACCUGCGCUAUUAGCCGCAAUCGGACUACAGAUGUUUUUUUUUUCCUUUUUUUUCUUCGGGCAGCGAGGGGUCAUACUAUAAAAACGUGCGGUGUGCGCGCGAGAGUAUGGUGCACGAGCGCAUGAAUGUAAAUGUAAAUAGUCGGGCCGAUGUAUCAAAUGCAUGUUGAUAUUUCUGCAUGGUUUCAACACACGCGCACAUAGCGCGCGACCAAGGAACCAUGACCAGCGAAGUGGAGGCCAACCCCCCUUCAUGCUACAUCAGUAUGACAACUAUAUAUAUACAUAUUAUGAGAGUUACAUAUAUAUGACUAUAACAAAGUGCCAUUUCUCUAUUUUUGUGAAACUGCAGUUAGGAUUUGUAAAUGUUGUUUUAAACCUGUUUGGAGAGGCAAGAGGGGAACAAUAUUAGUAUCAGAAAGGACAAUGCUGUCAGUGCAUGUUCUUUUUUUUCUGUUCCUUAUGAUUUGGUUGUCGAUAGAUAUCGGGGUUAUUUAUACCAUUCUAGAUGUUGCGGGUGUAGCCCCCACCGGCCCCCACCCAACCACACGCACGUCUGCGCGGUCAUCCUAUUUUCUGAAUGUAUACUGUGUUAUUUUUAAUGGUGUGCCAAUUGUUGACUCCAUGACGACAUGUGUAUGAGCAUGACGUCACUGGGAUGCUUCUGCUGCAAAGUUGAUGUAGCUCAAAUAACAGUUCUGUGGUUUUGUGUGUCUCUGAAUAUAGCCUGCUUUGGGUGAGAGGAAAUGAAAAACAACAAAAAUCAAGCCAUUCAAAUGGGGGGGGGUUGUGCCGUCCUAUCUUUCCCCAAAAAAUGUUGAAACGAGCUAGAAUGAUUCGGUCGAUAAAAACGUUGCAGGUAAACAUAGCAUAGAUUGCUCUUUAUUGUAAAAAAAAAAAAGAAAUAGUCCUUCACACAUUAAAAUGUAUGGCUAUGAUUCGCCCUUAUUGUGGCUUUUUUUUUUUUUUUUUAAAGCCAUCUAACCUUGUACGGACAAUUCAUUGUAUUUACAAGAUGUGCUUGAAGUAUUUAUACUGGGGGAGGAUUUUUGCUUUUGUGAAAUGUGGCUUGUCAUAAACUAGAAGAGGUACUUUUAGGCUUGCACAAUCAUAAUGCAAGAGGCUGUUUACACCAUGCAGGUCUGCUUUAACCGAAAGAAGUGUGAGCACUAAAUGCCGCAUUUAAAAAAAGUGCCACAAAUGCAAAGACACCCUCUGCAUUUUAAGCGCAAUGUAAACUCCUUGUAACACAUGUUGACACCGCCAAUUCAUUUCAUUGAAAGGGUCUCAAAUAGACUCCUUGCAAUUAAAUUAAGUUUUGUUGAGAUUGUUAAGACUUCAUGUUAAGUAUAAAGAGCUGCAGUGAAACGGGCAUGUCAGCCAAAUUAGAGAGCCAACGUAUCUCCCCCAGGAAACAGAUGAGCGCUGUCCAUGGUGCUGAAUCACUUCUUUUGUUUGUUCACUCGACAGAAGACGUGUGACCAUUUGCGUCCGUGUACCCUUUACUAUUAUCUCUCUCACAUUGGAAAAAUUGUAACAAAUGAUGGAGAAAAUUUAAUUUCAUGCAUAGGCUCAGAAAAAUGGAUCAAUGAAUGCUUUGAGUACGCAAAUGUUGUGACUCAUUUGCGGUGGCCCCAAACAUUUUUCACUGUGCUGUGGAUUUGCUUUGACAUUUCCACCCUGCUUGACCACUGGUACUAAGAACACAGUGGCCUGUGACUCAGCAAGGCAUCCCAUCCUCUUCAAUUCCCAGUUUUGCUCUUCUGUCCAACCCCCCAAGGGGAUUUCUGGGGGUCGCUGUCUCCUGUGUGCUUCAGCCCACGUGAUGUUUUAUCAUUUUCAAAUGCUGUGUUUCAAACUACAUUUUUAUGCUUUGCAAUAUUUGACCUGCUUCUAUUUUGUUAAAUAAAGUGUGGUUGAGGUUG
Messenger RNA from Syngnathus typhle (broad-nosed pipefish), 5207 nucleotides. RefSeq names its product SLIT and NTRK-like protein 1. Gene Ontology annotation, cellular component: glutamatergic synapse; postsynaptic density membrane; GABA-ergic synapse. The transcript has a single exon. The record is from RefSeq and is a predicted model, not a curated record. Gene Ontology annotation, biological process: positive regulation of synapse assembly; regulation of presynapse assembly; axonogenesis. Gene Ontology annotation, molecular function: protein binding. Lineage: Eukaryota; Metazoa; Chordata; Actinopteri; Syngnathiformes; Syngnathidae. Bases 962 to 3085 code for a protein of 707 amino acids.